AUGAACUUCUUAGGUCCAGCUGUUAAUGCUAUUAAGCCCAGACUAGAUGAUAGUGGAAUGGAUCGUCUUAAUUAUUAUUAUUCAUCGAUGGUUAUUCUUUUUUGUUCGCUAACCAUCACUGCCAAACAGUAUGUUGGUGCUCCAUUACAAUGUUGGGUACCAGCGCAGUUUACACAUGCCUGGGAACAAUAUGCAGAAAACUAUUGUUUCGUCUACAAUACGUAUUGGGUCAAACCGGGAGAGAACGUUCCGCAGUCUGUGGAAGAACGAGUUGCUCAACAACUCAUCUAUUACCAAUGGGUCCCAUUUUUGAUGGGAUUAGAAGCAGCGUUUUUCUAUUUUCCAGCUCUCUUUUGGGGACAAACAAGUAAUAAAAGUGGAUUGAAUAUAGUUAAUAUUGUCGAAACGGCUCAAAAAGCUGAGCAGGAAGAUGAAACUAGUCGGAGAAAAAAAGUCGACAUCAUUGUCGGCCAUAUCCGAGAUAGUAUUAAGCUGCAGAAGGUCCGUAGUCGAGGAAGCAAUCUUGUAAUGCGUCUCAUGAACUUAGGAAAACUAGAUGGAUGUUAUAUAGCGAAUCUAUAUACACUCACAAAAAUGUUUUAUGUAUUGAAUCUUAUCGGACAAUUUUUGAUGAUGAAUAAGUUCCUCGGUCAGAAUAACCAUUGGUGGGGCUUCCACAUUCUUAGUGAUAUUCUAGCGGGUACCGAUUGGGAGUUGAGUGGAAACUUCCCUAGAAUUGCUAUGUGUGAUUUCCAAGUUAGAGUUUUAGGAAAUCUCCAAAGAUACUCCAUCCAAUGUGUUCUUUCAUUGAAUAUGUUCAACGAGAAGAUUUUUUUGUUUCUUUAUUGGUGGUUCGUGUUAGUUGGAGUUUUUACUCUUGUCGAUCUCCUAUCGCUGUUGCGCGACACAAGAACGGAAGGUCAUAAAAUCACUUUUAUACGGAAAUUCAUAAAGAACGACAUUUCCGAAGAAGGACUCAUGUUAGACUUUUGCCGUCGAAGUGUCAAUAGCGACUUGGUCGUUCUACUAAAGUUCAUUGGAUCUCAUGCAACUGAAGUGAUCGCUACUGACAUCAUUGAAAACCUAUGGGAAACACAUAAGUCAAAUCAUUUUGCAUCAAUUCAGACAAACCAUUAA
This is a messenger RNA of Auanema sp. JU1783, 1137 nucleotides long. NCBI's taxonomy places the organism in Eukaryota, Metazoa, Nematoda, Chromadorea, Rhabditida, Rhabditidae. The record is from the annotation of a GenBank genome assembly.